AUGCAGAUUACCGCUAUUGCAUCCGUGCUCAGCCUCUUGGCCGGCUACGCCGUCGCCCUGCCCGCUGGCGACCCUUCAACGGCCGACUUGGCUUUUGAGGUCCCCUCCCUUUCCCCACCAGUCAACAUGACUACCAAACUGCAUCCGAUCGAGCCCCGUGGCAUCGUUUGGCGGGACAUCAAAAUAUGUGCCAACUCGAAGCUGAGCGGAUCGUGCUUGACGCAGCGAAUCAAGGCCAACCAGGAGUGUUACGGGCUACCGCCGUACAUGAACGACAAGAGCUCAUCGCUGUGGGUGGCGCAGGCAUUUUGCACCGUGUACAAAGACCAGCGGUGUACUGGGCCAUCGCGACAGAUCCAGGAGCCUGGCAUCGACGAUUUCAAGACGAUCGGGUUCAACGACAUGGUCAGCAGUUUCAAGUGCCAGUACUACACGGCCCUGUGGUGA
Messenger RNA from Diplodia corticola, 447 nucleotides. RefSeq lists its product as uncharacterized. The record is from RefSeq and is a predicted model, not a curated record. The transcript has a single exon. The coding region runs from base 1 to 447 and encodes 148 amino acids. NCBI's taxonomy places the organism in Eukaryota, Fungi, Ascomycota, Dothideomycetes, Botryosphaeriales, Botryosphaeriaceae.